This is a messenger RNA of Rotaria sp. Silwood1, 2277 nucleotides long. The record is from the annotation of a GenBank genome assembly. NCBI's taxonomy places the organism in Eukaryota, Metazoa, Rotifera, Eurotatoria, Philodinida, Philodinidae.
AUGAAUGGUAAUCAUCUAUUGAUAAUAAUUAUUAUUGUUGUUGGUUUUUCAUUUACAUAUUCUGCUGUGAUUAAUAUUCAUUCAAAAAAUCAUUUGAACCAUCCAAGUAGGACAUGGGAUCAAGCUAUUGCUAUGAGUAAAACCUUUGUUACAAAAUUAAGAUUAGAAGAAAAAUGCAAUAUGACAGCUGGUAUUGGAGGUCGAUGUGCUGGUAAUAUUUUUCCUGUAUCACGUCUGAAUUUUAAAGGAUUAUGUUUGCAUGAUUCACCAUCUGGUGUUGGUGGUGUUUUACAUUCAACUGCUUUUACACCUGGUAUACAUAUAGCAGCUAGUUGGGAUCGAAACUUGUUCUAUAAACGUGCUGUUGCAGUAGGUAAAGAGUUUCGAGGUAAAGGAGUGAAUGUUAUUUUAGGUCCAAUGAUGAAUUUUGAUCGAAAUGCUCGAAAUGGUCGUAAUUGGGAAGGAUUUGGUGCUGAUCCAUAUCUUGCUGGAGAAAAUUCAUUUUAUUAUAUUCAAGGUGUACAGGAUCAAGGUGUUAUUGCAACUGCUAAACAUUAUAUUUGUAAUGAACAAGAAACUAAUCGUUUUUUUGGUCUAACAGGUUUUCCAAGUGUACCAGAUGCAAUUAAAUCCAAAGGUUAUUCAGCUAAUGUUGAUGAUAAGACAAUACAUGAAAUUUAUCUUUGGCCAUUUGCAUCUAGUGUAGCUGCUGGUGUAGGUUCUGUUAUGUGUUCAUAUAAUGAAAUAAAUGGUACACAAGCUUGUCAAAAUGAUAAAAUAUUAAAUAAAAUUUUAAAAGAAGAACUUCAAUUUUCUGGUAAUGUUGUAUCUGAUUGGUAUGCAACAAGAACUGGUGUAGAAUCAGUUUUAGCUGGUUUAGAUGUUGAUAUGCCAGGUGAUGAUGGAUUUUUGGGUUUUUCACUUUUACAAGCUGUUAAAAAUGGAUUGAUUUCAGAAAGAAGAAUUGAUGAUAUGAUUACUCGAAUUGUAACACCUUAUUAUCUUCUUAAACAAGAUGAAAGAUAUCCAUCAAUUGAUUUAGAUCGAGAUUUUAUGGGAGAUCAUUAUAAGAUUAAUAGAGAAAUUAGUAGUGCAGGCAUUAUUUUACUUAAAAAUAAAAAUAAUGUUUUACCAUUUAAUGUUAAGAAAGAUAAAUAUCUUUUUAUUUAUGGAGCAGCAGCAGGUCAAUCUAGUGAAGCUGCUAGCUCAAAUAUAUUUGUAGCUUUUUCAAAACGACCUACAGGUGCAUUAUAUCAAGGUGGAGGUUCAGCUUUUGUUAAUCCAACAUAUGCCAUUGAUCCUCUUAGUGCACUUUUGAUUAAAGGACGAGAUUCACAUCUUAAUAUUCAUUAUAUUACUAAUCAAAAUGAUUAUAAUUCUAUUAAUGAUUCAUUCAAUUUUCGUGGUUUUGCUAAUGCAAAAUGUCUUGUUUUCAUUAGUGCUUGGUCAACUGAAGGAGCAGAUAGAAUAAAUCUUAAUUCUUUUAAUAAUGGUGAUAAACUUGUUCAAACUGUUGCUUCUCAUUGUACUAAUACAAUAGUUAUUAUUAAUAGUGUUUCACAAGUUAAUAUUGAAGCAUGGAUUGAUCUUCCAAAUGUGGUUGGUGUUAUCUAUUCAGGUAUGCCUGGUUCUGAAUAUGGACCAGCUAUUGUUGAUGUUCUCUUUGGUAAUUAUAAUCCAGGAGGUAAACUUGUUUUUACAUUGGCUAAAAAAGAUUCGGAUUAUGGUACCGAUAUUAGUGUAACAAAAAAUUCUGAUUAUACUGAAGGUGUUUUCUUAGAUUAUCGUCAUUUUGAUAAAUAUAAUAUUGUACCUCGAUAUUAUUUUGGAUAUGGUCUCUCAUAUACAGCAUUUUCAUUCUCUCAUCUUCAUAUUUCAAAUUGUAAAAGAGAACAAUGUAUUGUUUCAUCACAAUAUCAACAAAAUCGAAUCAGACCUUAUAAUAAUAUUAUUGCUUCAAAAAUUUAUAUGCCUGUCUAUGAAAUAACAUUUACUAUUAUUAAUACUGGUAAUUUGUAUGGUUCAGAAGUACCUCAACUUUAUCUUGGAUUUCCAGCUACUGCACAACAACCACCAAAAGUAUUACGAGGUUUUGAAAGAGUAUAUUUAGCAUCAGGUGAAUCAAAACGUGUAACAUUAAUAUUAACACAAAAAGAUAUUUCAUAUUGGAAUGUUAUUAAUCAACAUUGGACUGUUGCUCCUGGUAUUUAUACCAUUUGGAUUUCAACAUCUGCUAAUAAGGCUGACAUUAAACUUCAAAGUUCAUUCCGCAUUUAA